UGCCCGCCCACAGCCGGGCGGAGGAAGGGCCGCGGCUUCAGGGCUUCCGCCCGGCCGGGGGCGGGGCCGCUGCGCCCGCUGCAUCCCGACAUGGCGGAGUAUUCCUGCGUCAAAUCCACCAAGCUCGGCCUCAAAGGGUCGAAAGAGAAGAGCAAGAAGAAGCACAAGGAAAAGAAAAGGAAAAGGGAAGAGGAUGUGGCAGAGCAGCUCGAUAUUGUUGGAAACUGGUGGGCUGUCAGUAAUUUUGGUGAAAUUACAGGAACUAUAGCUAUAGAAAUGGAUAAAGGAGCUUACAUCCAUGCCCUUGACAAUGGCUUGUUUACACUUGGAGCACCACAUAAAGGUGAUGAAGGCCCUAGUCCUCCCGAGCAGUUUACAGCAGUAAAGUUGUCUGAUACAAGGAUUGCUCUCAAGUCUGGUUACAGCAAAUACCUUGGUAUAAAUUCAGACGGACUUGUAGUUGGACGUUCCGAUGCAAUAGGGCAAAGAGAGCAGUGGGAACCUGUCUUCCAAGAUAGGAAAAUGGCAUUACUAGCAGCAAACAGCCGUUUUAUUAGAUGUAAUGAAGAGGGGGACAUAGAAGCCAAAAGCAAAACUGCAGGGGAAGAAGAAAUGAUAAAGAUUCGUACUUGUGCUGAAAGAGAAGCUAAGAAGAAAGAUGAAGUUCCACAAGAAGACAAAGGAAACAUUAAACAGUGUGAAAUCAAUUAUGUGAAGAAGUUCCAAAGUUUUCAAGACAAAAAGCUUAAAAUAAGCAAAGAAGAUACAAAAGCCCUUAGAAAAGCCAGGAAAGAAGGCACUUUUCAUGAAAUGCUACUUGACAGGAGAGCUAAAGUGAAAGCAGAUAGAUAUUGCAAGUGGCAUCCAGCUGGUCCAUUUUCUUCUGCAACUUUGAUGGCAGCAUCAAAUUGAGAAAGAGUAAAAUAUUUUAUAAUUGUUUUUUUAUUUAAGGCAUUUUUUAAGUAUCUUCAGAAUUGUAUUAAAAUUUUCUCAAGUGUUGAUAACCCAGUUAUAAAAUCUUGUUAACUGUAUCACUUGUGAAAUCUUGGCUUGUAUUAAGGGAAUGGCUCCAACAAAAGUUAAAGGUAAAUCAAUUAAUAAUGGUAA
Messenger RNA from Prinia subflava (tawny-flanked prinia), 1107 nucleotides. RefSeq names its product FSHD region gene 1 (gene FRG1). Bases 91 to 912 code for a protein of 273 amino acids. Lineage: Eukaryota; Metazoa; Chordata; Aves; Passeriformes; Cisticolidae. The transcript is spliced from 9 exons. Gene Ontology annotation, molecular function: actin filament binding. Gene Ontology annotation, cellular component: nucleolus; striated muscle dense body; catalytic step 2 spliceosome. The record is from RefSeq and is a predicted model, not a curated record.